UUUGUUCUUCAGUGCGUCAGAAAUGUUGCUGGUGGAGGUGUCGAUCUUCCUGCUCCUCGGUCUCUCGGCAGGUGUUCAGGGGUUAACAGUGAAGCCUGGAGAGGAUGCAACUCUUCAGUGUCACUGUCCCAGCCAUGCUGCCGUCAGCAUGUUAGAGUGGACCAGACUGGAACAGAAGUCACAUGGUUACGUGUUCUUCUACCGGAACAACCGGUUGAUUGAAGAUUACCACGAUCCGUCUUUUCAAGGUCGAGUGAAGCUGAGAGAUCCAGAGAUGGAGGAUGGAGACGUGUCUGUGACUUUGAAGAACGUCACCGUCAAUGAUACUGGAACGUACAAGUGUACUAUUACCAGCAUCAUAACAGAGAAUGGUGAAAGAACAACCACUGAUGAGUUCAGCACCUUUGUCAGCCUGACUGUCACAGACUCAGGUCCCUCAGCUCCACUCAAGUUGGCUGAAGGAAACAAGGGUGAAGGAAACAAGGAUGAAGGAGACAAGGAUGAAGGAGACUAUGGUGGAGGAAACGAGGAUGAAGGAGACUAUGGUGAAGGAAACAAGGAUGAAGGAGACUAUGGUGGAGGAAACAAGGAUGAAGGAGACUAUGGUGUUCAGGGGUUAACAGUGAAGCCUGGAGAGGAUGCAACUCUUCAGUGUCACCAUCCCAGCCAUGCUGCCGUCAGCAUGUUAGAGUGGACCAGACUGGAACAGAAGUCAGAUGAUUACGUGUUCUUCUACCGGAACAACCGGUUGUACAAAGAUUACCAGGAUCCGUCUUUUCAAGGUCGAGUGGAGCUGAGAGAUCCAGAGAUGGAGGAUGGAGACGUGUCUGUGACUUUGAAGAACGUCACCGUCAAUGAUGCUGGAACGUACAAGUGUACUAUUACCAGCAUCAUAACAGAGAAUGGUGAAAGAACAACCACUGAUGAGUUCAGCACCUUUGUCAGCCUGACUGUCACAGACUCAGGUCCCUCAGUUCCACUCAAGUUGGCUGAAGGAAACAAGGGUGAAGGAAACAAGGAUGAAGGAGACAAGGAUGAAGGAGCCUAUGGUGGAGUAAACGAGGAUGAAGGAGACUAUGGUGAAGGAAACAAGGAUGAAGGAGACUAUGGUGGAGGAAACAAGGAUGAAGGAGACUAUGGUGAAGGAAACAAGGAUGGGAGAAAGAUUCAGGAACCUGUUGUAAUUGCGCCUUUUCUGAAAGUUGCUGUCCUGUUACUUAUUAUUAUUGCUGUCGUCUUUAUAAGAAAUAAGAUGAUGAACAGACACACGAAUGUCUUAGGAAGGUGCUGCUCUCAGGUCCUGAAAGUGUCAGAGCGCUUCACUCAUAAAUGUUCACGUGUUCUGCUGGAAGACUGAAAACAGGGCGGAUAUGGCUGAUACCACCAAGAUAGGUUUUUUCAAUUUGGGUGACCUAAGCCUUUAUACAGAAAAAUUCCCCAUUAUAAGUCUGGUGGUGGCGCAACCUGAUGGCAUUGAUCUGCAGAGUUGUGUCUGGGAGUCUCGCUAGGUGCACUGAUGCCCCCCCACAGUCCAAUGACCUGCAGACUCGUCUGGUUCAUGUAGAUGCGCUACUUUGGUUCAUCUAUUCCAGAGAAUAUUGGUCGUGCUGUCGACAGCUUUUGAUCACAUCUUUUAAAACAUGAUAGUGUACGACACUGCAGGACGCUCAUAAGUCACAUUCACAAAAAAAUAUAUAUAAUAAAUAAUAAUAAAUAUAAUAAUAUAAUAAAUAUUAAUAAAAAACACUAGUAGCACUUAUGUGGCACUUUGUAGUUAGCCUUUCUAAAAAUUGUCCUGACUUGCUUCUUGUUGUUCUGGUUUAAUGCACUUAUUGUAAGUCACUGUGUAUAAAAGCUUAAUGAAAUGUAAUGUAAAGUAAAAGAGACAUCUACAUAUUUUAGCAUUUAGCAGCUAAUUAGUCUGAUGUUUUCAGGAGGAGGAGGAGACCAAACAUGUUUGUCGUUAUGUUGAAAACGUGUUAAUGUGAACGCGGCAGGAAGCUGAACGUCGGUUACAAUGCUGCAAAAAGUGGAGAGCAUCUUUAACUAAAGCACAACACUGACAUUUUGCAAGUUGUAAAUACUAAAAAUGAAUAAAAUGAACGUUGAUUUAAUCGUCAGCAGCAGAACAUGUGAUCAUCUCAGGAAUAAAGGAGUCAAACAGAAAGUGGAAUGUUAUUUUGAAUGAAUGUACUUUUCUGUUAUCAGCAUUUGAUUCAGUUUUACAUGUUUUUAAUAAAAACAUUUUUAAAGA
Molecule: messenger RNA, 2254 nt
Organism: Platichthys flesus (European flounder)
Lineage: Eukaryota; Metazoa; Chordata; Actinopteri; Pleuronectiformes; Pleuronectidae
Exons: 5
Coding region: 23-1357 (444 amino acids)
Source: RefSeq, a predicted model, not a curated record